AUGAGCCAACCUACAAGACUUGAAUAACCUCAAAACGUUUCUUGUCUGUUUACAUCGCGGUUGUAGAGUGAAUAAAAUUUUGAAUCACCACAAUGACAUGGGAGGCCGUGAAACAAGCGGCCGAGAAAAACAGGCACGAGUUAGUGCUGUCGGGCACGUCGGUGUCCCAACUGAUCAAAAACACGCACGGCCUGGAUAAGAACUUGUUUAAUCUUCACAAUUUGAAUUAUCUCAGUAUAACAUAUACGUGUCUCCAGGAAGUGCCGGAUGAGAUCGAGAAACUGGCGAAUCUUGCGACCUUGGUGCUGCACUCGAAUGAGAUCGUCACGUUACCAUGCGAGAUAGCUAAACUGGCCAAGCUGAAGGUACUCGAUUGCUCGAGGAACAAGUUGACCUCUCUCCCGAGGGAACUCGGUGAUCAUCCCCAUUUAAGCACAAUCAAUCUUGCCUCGAAUUGUCUACGAGACGUACCGUCGCUAACUUUAUGCACGAAAUUAAGCAUCCUAGAUCUAUCAAACAAUCAGCUUAAGGCCUUUCCCGAUGUUUGUCAUACAGAACUCAUACAUUUGUCCGAGAUUCACGUUAAUGGCAAUUAUAUAACGGAAAUUCCAAUUACUAUAAGCCGACUGCAGGGAUUGAAGAUUUUAAAUAUAGCAGAUAACUCAAUUUCUGUUGUACCAAGUGAAUUAGCAGAUUGUAGUAAACUGAAGGAAGUGUAUCUGCAAGAGAAUAAAUUGUCAGAUAGGAGGCUAACAAAAUUAAUUAAUCAAUGCUCCACGAAGCAAAUACUGGAUUACGUCAAGUUGCACUGUCCAAGAAGUGAAUUAUCCACGACAGAAAAUAAUACGUCGAAGAAAGGAAAGAGGGGUCAGAAAGUCUCCGAAAGUGAAAAUGUAGUUGAUAGCUUGGCGCAUAAAUUAAAAGUCUUGAAAAUAUUGGACGACACACCAGUGAUAAAAAUUACAGAACACGUAAAAAGUAUCAGGCCUUAUAUAGCUGCGUGCAUCGUGAAAAAUAUAAGCUUCACAGAAGAGAAUUUCAAAAAGUUUAUUCAGCUGCAAACAAGAUUACACGAUGGAAUAUGCGAGAAAAGGAAUGCAGCUACAAUAGCGACUCACGAUUUCAAACUCAUUGUACCUGGAGAUCUCACAUAUACGGCGGAGGUGCCUACAGAAUUGAAAAUAAAGCCUCUAAUGUACAACAAGAUAUACACAGGCGCGGAUCUGUUCCAGAAGUUGCAGAUGGAAGCUGAGGCUCUACGUAAAGAGAAGAAACGAAAUGUGUAUUCUGGAAUACACAAGUAUUUAUAUCUGCUGGAAGGCAAACCUUUAUUUCCAUGUCUGUUGGAUCAAUCACAGCAGGUUAUUUCAUUUCCACCCAUCACAAACAGUGACAUAACGAAAAUGUCUGUAGCUACCGAAGAGAUGCUCGUAGAAGUAACUAGUGCUAUAUCAUACACAAUUUGCAGGAAUGUGUUGGAUCAAUUUCUGAAGGAAUUGAUAAUCUCGGGUCUCGUCGAUUCCAUAGAACCGAAGGAUACGGAUAACAAGUGUAACAACUUGACGGUUCAACAAAUCAAAGUAGUCGACACCCAAGGAAAUCUAAAGUUGGUAUAUCCUUCAAGGGCAGAUUUGAAUCUUAGCGAACAGCUUGUCGUUGUAUUACGAGACUAAAGAGAACAUGGAGAGCAAUUAAAUUUUGCUCAACCUCAAAUUCAA
Molecule: messenger RNA, 1718 nt
Organism: Acromyrmex echinatior (Panamanian leafcutter ant)
Lineage: Eukaryota; Metazoa; Arthropoda; Insecta; Hymenoptera; Formicidae
Product: leucine-rich repeat-containing protein 47
Biological process (GO): phenylalanyl-tRNA aminoacylation
Molecular function (GO): RNA binding; phenylalanine-tRNA ligase activity; protein binding
Source: RefSeq, a predicted model, not a curated record